AUAACUUCUCAAAAUUCGAUCAUGGUCUUGUCCGAUCGGACAUUAAUCCGAAGGACAGACAAAAUUUUAAUUCUGCUGCUAAAAUUUCCAGUGAUGCUGUAUUGAAUCUACUUGAACAAGUUCCAAAUUCUUUGGGAAUUCGUAUUUAUUUACAAGCUAUUAAAAGUGUAAGACUUGCUUACAUUGAAAAAACAACCAGUAUCAUGGAUCGUAUUUUUCAUGGGUGGAUAGCUGUAUUUAUAUUCAGAUUCUGGUGUUUAUGGAUUAACGAAAUGAAUAAAAAAAGUCUUGACACAAUUCUUACUCAAUUAUCUGAUUUUGAAUUUAAAUUUAAUGAAAAAGUUAAACCAAAAUCACAAUAUUUCAUUACAUAUCAAUCACAUUUUUGCGUCGAAAUCAAUGCUCAUUGUCUUAUUUAUCUAGCAACGCUUGUCAAUGAACAGCAACUUACUAUUGAAGCUUUAAAUAUAUGGUUACAGAAUUCUCAAGGAUGUGAAAGUACAUUCAGAUCAGCACGAUCGAUAUCUAGCAAUUUUUCUUCAGGUGUUAAUUUUACAGUUUCACAAUUUCUUUCUCAAGCAAACAAAUUAUCUACAUUGCAAAAUAUUAAAAAUAAUAAAAAUUCAAACCAUUUACGUUUUCCACAACAUCACAAAUUAUCAAAAGCAUCAGAAAAUGUUUUUGAAUUAUCAAAAACAACAGUUGUUUCUAAAAUCAAUAUUGAAAACGCCGUCCAUAAAGCAUAUGAAUAUGUAGUUCAUCUUUUAAGUCCACUAAAAAUCAAGCAUUUUGAACGAAAUGGUCAAAUAAUAACAUUAAAUGAUCUUAGUAACAUCAUUUCACGACAAUUAGAAGUCUUUUGGUCGGCAGAGAUUGAACUAAAUGAAGAUGCAACUGAUGAUUCAGAUAGUAAGAUAUCUGAUACUACAAUAAAUGAAUUAAAUGGAUAUGAUAGUGAUGAUUUGUUGGAAUCAGAUGAUGGUAAUGAUAGUAUUCAUGUUACCAACAUGAAAAAUGGUCAAGGAAUACGUGUGUUCGACAAGGUAAAGCAAGAACUUGCUCACACAUAUUUUCAAGUUAAUAUCAACAAUGAAAUUAAAUAUUUACAUAAACAAACAGCUUGUUGGCUUUUAGAAAAAGAUAAAAACACGUUAUCAGCUGAUAGACUAUCACGAGUUAGGGGUUUAUGA
This is a messenger RNA of Adineta steineri, 1190 nucleotides long. The record is from the annotation of a GenBank genome assembly. NCBI's taxonomy places the organism in Eukaryota, Metazoa, Rotifera, Eurotatoria, Adinetida, Adinetidae.